UCACUGUACUUGACUCACUUUCGCUACAUGCUUGUUCAUAGCUUUUGCAACUAGCCUACCCGUUUUGUAGCAAAUAAACAACCACGCUUUGGAGAUGAACAGACUUUAGUAGUUUACACGGAAGGUCACAAAUCCCCAGAGCGAAGGUCAUGGGGUCAGCGAUGACUUGAUGUAACCGGUUCUGUUCUGCACGUAGUUGUGCGUAGCGACGCCCGAUUUGUGAACGAAUCGUUCUUUUGAGUCGGAUCUCUGCAACGAAUCUCAACUCCAGCUCUGAGAACAGAUUGAAAGAGACGGUUUAGCGUAUUUCUCUUACUGAAGCUUUCUGGCUAAACCUGAUAUCGUUGGCUUGUUCUUCUCUUGUCUCUUUGAACAAAAGCGUCUGCUAAAUACAUAAAUAUAAAUGUAAUAAAAGUAAUAGUAUGCUAUUCCAGCCAAUCACUUUUAUAGACGUAUGAUUUGCAACGAAAUACUUGUAAAGAACAUUUCGUAUAAUGUCAACGUAUAACGUAUAACGCCGCGCCAGAAUAACACGAAUCAUAACGUAAAAGAAUCACUGAAUUGAUUUGGUUGAACCAGUUCUUUCAUAUGAACCGUUUGAAAGAACCGAUUCGCGGAAAUGAGUCGGACUUCUCUUUGCUAGACACGUAAACCAGCUCGUACACUACACAACGACAGUUUAGUUGCGUGAGGUUAUCUCAGUCAAAACGCCGUGAAUCUGUUGGAGUUAAACUGGACUGUAUUUUCGCACUGUGUCGAGCAGUUUAUGUGUUGAAACGGUUUAAACUGCAGCAUGUUUGUGCCGGGCGCAAGUGAACAGGAAUGUGAAGCUAGCUUCGAUAAGUGAACUCAAAUGUUUUUGCAACUGAAGCAGAGAAACUGUUGUCUGGAAGAUGUAACUGCAUGUCCUUACUGCAGUCACAUAAAACUAAAGAUUUGAGGUCGCAGGUAUGUUUAAUUAUCCGGUCUUUAGUGUUUCGACAUCGACACAGUUUAAAGUUGUGGAGUCGAUCGGCUUGUUCAGACAUGCUAACCGACGCCGUUUCGCAAGGAAAAUGCUUUUAUAGCUCAAAAAUAAACGAAACCCCAAUGCCGCAAUAAUAUUUUUAGUUGUCGUUUGUAAUUUUAAUAAAAAAUUGCAUUAUCUUCCUGCCAUUUGAGGUAUUUGUACGGGUGUGGCCGCAGGUUGUGUUGUGGUUGAUUUGCUCUAAUACAAACACGCCUUAAUACAGGUCUGUUGAGGUGUAAUUGUUUAGAUGCCUUCUUAUACUUGUGGCAGUGUAAAACUUUGUAUGUCGUCUUAAAGCAACACUCAAAGUCGUUUGUUGACUCUUUAAUAGCUAUACAAUUAAUCAAGAGCUAUCUGUGCGUAUUAUUGCUUUAUACUAUAGUUAUUAAUGUGUAAUUAUCAAUUAUAUUAGCUUUCCCCCCACACCCUGACAUUUUAUUAAUGUUAUAGCGUUUUAAUUUUCUCCUUUUUGCAUUAUAAAGUAAUAGUGCCGACAUGACCGCAGUUGUCGGGCGAGUUUGGGGGUGGGUCAGUCCAGCGAAUCUGUACUCCUCCUGGGGCAAUAAGACCAAACCUGAGAAACCCCCAACAACGGAGAUUCAGACUAGAAGCAGAUGGGGCUUAUGGGGAAUUACUGCCUGGGUUUGGAGGGGCGAGAACACCAAAAAGGACCAAAAGACAAUCACUGAGGAAUUCUGGGAGACCGAGGAGACUAUCAAGCCGUUGGAAGUUGAAGAGCUGAGGGCUGAUGUUGAGACUGAGAAAGCAGCCGCCCAAAGCUCCUCGCGCUGGUGGAACCGAAUGCUUCCAUCCAGAUACUUUUUCUGGCCCCGGUGGUCGUCGUCGUCCACUGCGCUCCGCCAGCGGAAAUGUGCCGGGUGGAGUGAAGGUACAUGGGACAGCGAUGAAGUCGAUGGGCAGUCGGACUAUGGGACGCCUCCGCCGUCCCCCACGCCACAGAAAUCUGCAUUCCAGUUCUUCUCUCGCUCGUGGACGGGGGAAAUUGUGCCUGAGCACUAUGAUAUUUGCUUUAAUUUCCUCCGCCACCUCUUUGACUUGUUCGUGGUGGGCUUCCUGACCACCAUAUCCCCUCCGACCAAAUUCAUUUUGGACGUGCUGGGGGUGCAGGGGGCCCUGAAGCUGUGGCUCCAUGGGAUGGCCAUGUUUCUGGUGUCGUCUGUUGGGAUGGCCGGACUGCUGUGGGUGGUUCAGGAGUACCUGUUGCAGUUUGCAUUGAUCUACGGUAUCGUGCAAGCGUUGGUCAUCUCUGUCAGUGUAUGCCAGAGUGAAGCUUCGGCAGAGGGGGAUGAUGGGAAAGGUGAUGGAGAGGUCAAAGAGAGCGAGGAGGAACAGGACAACAUAUGGGAGCAGAAUGAGCCACAGCAGACAGCUGACGAAAGCAAGAAAGCAGUUAAACAAAGGAGCUAAAGUGUAUUUUUGCCUAACCUUUGCCGUGGACCCAAAUCUUUCACCCAGAGAAAAACAAGUGUGACAUUUUCAGAGAGCUGUGAAACCUGCUUGUGGUUUUAAACCGUACAUCAUUUCCCUGCUGAUAUAUUCUCUGUUUCUCUGGGAUGCAUUUUCAGAGACUGCCUUCCUCCCCCAGAGUGACUGUUUAUGGUGCUGUCUUAAUGCAACUAUUUUUUUUUUUUGUGCACACAUGUAUGUUUUGUCCUCUUUGGUUUAAAGGGGGUAGUUCAUCCAAAAAUGAAAAUCGUGUCUUCAUUUAAUCACUUUCAUACUGCUUCAAACUGUCUUUCAAAGAUUUUAACUUUCAGUUUCACACAAAACGAGAAACUAUGAAACCUAUGCUGCCUUUUUCUUCCUUGCAAUUGCAAUGAAAGUGGAUGCAAAAGCACAUUAAAACAAAUAUCAUAAAUACGACUCAUUCGCUAUAUUGCAAGUAUUCUGAAGCAGGGCUGGGGUAUAUGACCAAAAAUAUUAUCACAAUACCUUUUGCCAUGUCAUACAAUAUCAAUAUUUAUGAUGAUAUUUACUAUUAAUGGGGAAGAAAAUGUUUUUCACAUUUUUAUCAGACCUUAAAAAUGAAUGUUAAUAUAACUUGGUUUGUUCACAAUUAAACUCCGCAGAGUGGAGCUACCUUUUAAUUUAGGGCCCCAUAAAAUCAGUUUUGUUUUUCCCUAAAUUCUGUUUGUUUUCCAUUAAAUUUUGUUCUGGUUUCUGUGUUUUAUGAUUCAAGUUGAUCAAGUGUUAAAUUAAUAAAACAUUAACAAUUUAAUCAAUCUUUUAAAAUGCAAUCAACAAUUCAUUUACAACAAAACAUUGCAUUUUAAUUCAUCAAAAGAGUUAGAUUAAUCAAUAUCAAAUAAAAGCCUCCAGCACUUAUCAACAUAAAUUUUAUUGCAAUCUCGAUAUUAUAUCAUUGAUCUCUCUGCCCUAUUCUGAAGUUAUAUGAUAACUGUGUGACAAACAGUCCCAGUCAGAUUUGAAUCAAUAUUGACUUAAAACUAUUCUUUCCAGCAUAGCUCAACAUCAGGGUGAGUAAAUUAUGGCAGAAUUUUCAUUUUUGGAUGAACAGUGUUUUUUUCCAAGUAGAACACACAAAUAUCAGGCUUUUCUCAUAUUGCAAUGAUGGAAAAUUUCUCUGCUUC
Molecule: messenger RNA, 3621 nt
Organism: Onychostoma macrolepis
Lineage: Eukaryota; Metazoa; Chordata; Actinopteri; Cypriniformes; Cyprinidae
Gene: c19h6orf47
Product: chromosome 19 C6orf47 homolog
Exons: 2
Coding region: 1505-2437 (310 amino acids)
Source: RefSeq, a predicted model, not a curated record